CUCAAGCCCAUUCAAGCUUCCGACAUUUUUGCCGUGCCACAACCGGCAUAUUCCAAGCGCGGUUUUCGGAGGCCAUGGCGGACUACGACGACCGGGUUGGGCUCAUCGAGGACGAGCUGCCGGAGCAGCUCCCCGAGAACCUCCGCUCCGUCCGCGAGGGCCAUUUGACCCAUCGAGGUGCCACCGCCCUCUUUCGCACCCUGCGCACCUUGGGCCCUGCCGCCACCGCGCUGCUGCUCGGUCUCGUGCUGCUCGCCGCCGUCACCCUGGCGGCCUUUGGCGGGACAGCGCGCUGGAGCGCGAGCGCUCCGGUGCUUUUGACCGACGUGCUGGAUCCGGGCCCUCUCCAGUACUGGCACUGCUCGAAAGAGGAGAUGAAUGUGCCCAUGCAAAUCCUGGACCGCUCCAAGGCCAAGCGCGGCCCCUGGGACUUCGACUUCUUGGAGGUUGAAACAGGAAACUAUAAGCGUAUCGUCAGCUUGCCCUCGAUGGAACAUGAUGGAUUCCAUGGGGAGAAGCUGAACGCUUGUGCCAUGAACAACCUAGAUGAGUACAUCUACUGUGUCCUUCAGGUGCGCAAAGACAAGAAGUAUGAAUUAUACAUUGUGCGGGUUGGCAUCGUUGACUACGACACCAAAUUGGCCGGCAUCCACUUCGUCGCGCGCGUGCGACCGGGGAGCAUCUACUCCGCUGCGUUCGACAUGGAGGGGACCUUCUACUUUGGGCCCAAGAAGCUGCACGUGAUCAAAGAUCUUCACUUGGCCGAGGGCAAAUCCUUCCUCCUGCGCAGUGAAGCCAUGAACCUGAUGAAUGCACCUAGCUACAAGGUUCACAAAGACUGCCAGGGCGCCGAUUAUGCCUUUUGGGAGAAGGAGGUGGAUGGGAAGAAGUUGAAGAUUCUUUGGAUGCUCCGAGAUUUCAAGGUCACAGCCCUCGAUGUGACGACGCCGGGACAGGCGACCUGCAAGGUCUGGAAAAGCGACGGGAUUCCCAGCAACACCAGAGGACACUAUGGCGCCGGGUGGACGUUCAAGAAGCCCGAUGGCUCUGUGGCGGUCUACUUCUCCAACAACGCAGGUAGAGGACUUUUUUCCGGGCGAACCACGAACACGGCGGUUCCGACACGAUUCACAUGUACAAAGUGGGCGAGUCAGAGGCAACCAGUAAGAACGAUGGUGCGAAUUGUAUGAGCAUGUCUUCAGUCUCGCCCUUUAAAGCAGAGCCACCGAAGUUCCUGGCGCCCAUCGAAGAAAAGCCAGCUGUGGAAGAGAAGACAGAACCAGAGCCAACUAAGGAAAAGACGCCUCCGCCAUCCAAGGAAAAGACGCCUGGGCAAGAUGUGCCGCAGAAGGCUGCAGAGAUUCCGACGCUCAGUGUGAAGGACAAGGACGAUUCGGUCGUGGAAGUCUCGUAUGAGUGGGUCCUGAUGGGCCCGAAGACGGUGUGUCGCCAGACUCCCCAAGAUCCGAUCAUUUGGCCGGCGAACCAUGUUGACCGGGUGUUGACCAUCGCACACGUGUGCCACGAUCCACCGCCCUGUCAACUGCUGCCUUUGAGCACGCCGCUCACCCGCGAAGACUGUCAGAAGAGAUGCAUGGAGUUUGAGAACUGCCGUGGAGUGGAGUACCGCCAUUCCGAGGAUCGUUGCGAGAUCCUGGCGCGGCCGACCGAGUGGUUCAUCGACAACACCAAGCACCGAACGGUGGGAGGACCCUUGGAUUUCGAGUGUUGGCUCUACAAGCCAACUUGCGAUGUGCUGAUCCAGCUGCGUGAUCACGGCGCUCAGUCACCGACGUUUGACUGGGCCUGGCGCGUUUGCUUCGGGGAAGAUGACGCGGCAUAGCGCGGCUGGGGAUCGGAUUGAGGCCAAGGGAUGCCAAGG
This is a messenger RNA of Durusdinium trenchii, 1882 nucleotides long. NCBI's taxonomy places the organism in Eukaryota, Dinophyceae, Suessiales, Symbiodiniaceae. The record is from the annotation of a GenBank genome assembly.